Molecule: messenger RNA, 663 nt
Organism: Cordyceps fumosorosea ARSEF 2679
Lineage: Eukaryota; Fungi; Ascomycota; Sordariomycetes; Hypocreales; Cordycipitaceae
Exons: 1
Coding region: 1-663 (220 amino acids)
Source: RefSeq, a predicted model, not a curated record
AUGGUCGCCACCAAGCUCCUCCUCGCGGCCCUCGCCGGCUACGUCGCCGCCACGCCCGUGGCCUCGGCUCCGGCCGCGGAAACCACCGAGUGGACCGCGCUGGACAUUGCCCACGACGCCAUCAACUGGGACGGCAUCAACAUGCAGGCUUUCCAGGACCCCGCCAACUGGAAGCAGGACUCCAACGAGACCGCCACCACCGAGCAGACCUCCCCCAACCCCGCCGCCGCCAAGAACGAGGUCAGCAUCCUCUCCGGCCCGUGCUCCCAGGGCACGUGCCCGGACUACAACGCGGGCUUCGACCUCGUCUACACCUUCACCGCCGUGCCAGAGCCGCCUGACCCAAGCUGCCCCGGCUGCCCGCCGCUGACCAUCUUCUCGUCCAACUCGGACAUCCGCGUCAACGACUGCAAGCAGUGCCUGCGCCACAAGGUCGGCAGCAGCCUGGGGAACAGCGUGCCGGGCGGCUGCUACAACUUCAAGACGUGCGGCCGCGACCAGGUCAUCUGCGUCGACCCGGGCAAGAGCCGCGCGCACCGCAUCUGGAAGGACAAGGGCCACAAGACGUGCUACAAGAUGAAGGCCGAGUACCUCGGCGGCUGCGGCUUCGUCAAGUCGCGCAUCGUGGUUCACCCCACGGGCGAGACUGCGUGCAACUGGUAG